Messenger RNA from Eutrema salsugineum, 2672 nucleotides. RefSeq names its product nucleolar MIF4G domain-containing protein 1. Gene Ontology annotation, biological process: ribosomal small subunit biogenesis. The record is from RefSeq and is a predicted model, not a curated record. Gene Ontology annotation, cellular component: nucleolus. Gene Ontology annotation, molecular function: RNA binding; protein binding. The transcript is spliced from 13 exons. Bases 158 to 2503 code for a protein of 781 amino acids. Lineage: Eukaryota; Viridiplantae; Streptophyta; Magnoliopsida; Brassicales; Brassicaceae.
UCCGCAAUUAACCUUCUUGUUGUGUCCGGAAGCCGGCAAAGCCCACCGAAUUGAACCUAAUUUUACGACAGAGAACGGUGAAGAUUGAAGCGGAGGCUCCUCCGUACAUCGUUUCGAAAUAGUUCACUUGCGCAAAAUCUGUUGCUGGGAAGUUAAAAUGGGGAACUCACGUCAUGAAAAGCGAAAAGAGGCUCGCUUGCUGAAGAACCAGAAAAAACAUGAAUCUUGGCUUCAGCGUCAGAAGUCGCAAAAAGAGAAAGGAGUAUCAUCAUCAGUUCAGAAGACUAGUGAAGUGAUCAAGUCUGAAAAUUUUCAUCAGAUGAGUGAUAGUGAAACUGAACAUUUGGAAUCAAGUAGACCUAGUGGAAAGAAGGAUGAUGGAAAAUCUCUUACACAAAAGAAAGGCGAGGUUAGAGUCAAAUCAAACGAGAAGAAGAUGCAAAAAGUACACAGAAUGAAAGAUCUAAAGAAGCCAAAAAAGACGAAAUUUGAAGAGUUUCUUGAAAUGGAGACACAAAGCGCUUCAGUAUCUGCUGAGCAGGAUCUUGUACUUGAGAGGAAGCUCGCAAAGAAGCUCAAUGUAAAGAAAGGAAAACUAAGGGGCUUGGAUGAUGGUAUGAAUGAAUUGUUUGAAGGACUUCCAUCUUUAUUGGAUUCGAUGGGAUCUGAACUCGGUGAUUCCAGUAAGAAGCGUAAGAGAAAGAGAUCCGUAGAAAGACAGGACGAUGAGGUUGUUGAACAGCAAGAAAACAGAGAUUUGGAGCAUGAAGAUUCUGAUUUUUCUGAUGAGGCAAGCGAAGAAGAGCCUAAAAGAAAAAGAGACCGUAAACAGCGUAAGAAGAAGAAGUCUCUGGAUGAAGCACUAGAAAUUCAUCCGAUGAAAAUCACAGAUGGUGGUGAGCCAGAGAUUGUUAAUUAUCACGAUUCACCGUCAAGCUUGGAGAAAGUAGAAUCUCCUCUGCAGGAACGUAAUCCUGAGAGCAGCAUCAAAUAUGUUGCUCCUCGUUUUAGAUCUCAGGCCAGAAGUGAACCUGAAGAACACACUAAAAUACGUACUCGGGUAAAAGGUCUUCUUAAUAAGAUGGCUGAAUCCAAUGUAGAAACAAUAACUUCAGAGCUUUCAACAAUCUACCGCACUGUUGCGAGAAGUGUGUCCUCUCAGAUUUUCUGUGAAGAGGUUUUGGCAACUUAUGCCAGAGGCAAUGAGCAGUACUCUGUAUUUGCUGCUUUUAUAGCUGGUAUGGCGUGUCUAGUUGGAAUGGAUUUUAGUGCAAAGCUUAUUGCUUCACUUGCCAAAUCUUUCGAGGAUGAAUACCAGAAAGAAGACAGUCUCUCUUUGAAUGGAAUUACUCUUUUACUCUCUUAUCUGUGCGUAUUGGGAGUUUGCUCCAGUGAUCUUAUUUAUGAUUUUCUUAUGACAUUGGGGAAGCGGCUGACUGAAGUUGAUGCAUGCACUAUUUUAACUGUUUUAGAUUGCUGUGGAAUGAAAAUAAGAAGUGAUGAUCCUCUGGCUAUGAAAACAUUCAUCAUAAGCAUCCAGAACAAGGCAAAUGAAAUUAAAACUUCACCGGAUGGCCAGACAAAAAUAAAAAAGUACACAAUGGAAAAGAUGCUUGAAACCAUUGCUGCCAUCAAGAACAACAAAGUGAGAGCCAAAGAAGAUUCCGUCCAGAACACGAGGGUAAAGAAGUGGCUUCAGAAGUUGAGAGUGGAAGAAGUAUUACUAAGAGGGCUCACAUGGAGCAAGCUGCUUGACCCCGAGAAGAAGGGUCAGUGGUGGUUAUCUGGCGAUGUGGUGGUUAAAUCAAACAAUGCUGAAGAUGUAGCACAAACAAUGGACGCAGAGGUUGUUGAGGCCCAGAAGAUGUUAAAGCUAGCUGAUUCACAGAGGAUGAAUACAGAUUCCAGAAAAGCUAUCUUUUGCGUGAUCAUGAGUAGUGAAGACUACAUUGAUGCAUUUGAGAAACUUCUUAGAUUGGAUUUGCCAGGAAAGCAGGACAGGGAGAUCAUGAGGGUUCUAGUUGAAUGCUGUUUACAGGAGAAAGCAUUUAACAAGUUCUACACAGUUCUCGCUUCAAAGUUUUGCGAGCACGACAAGAAUCAUAAGUUUACACUACAGUAUUGCAUCUGGGAUCAUUUCAAAGAACUAGAGUCAAUGUCACUUCAGAGAUCAAUGCAUCUGGCGAAAUUUGUGGCAGAGAUGAUUGUAUCGUUCAAUCUUUCCCUUGCGGUGCUCAAAUCUGUGGACUUGGCAAAUCCAGUGCAGUUAACUCCAAAAAGAAUUAUGCACUUUCGAAUGCUGUUCGAGGCCAUCUUCGAGCACACUGAGAAUCUUGUGUGGAACGUGUUCACGCGCAUAGCCUUGAAUCCGGACUAUGAAGCUCUGCGCGAUGGCAUCAAAUUCUUUAUGAAGGAGUAUGUUGUGAAAUCUAAUAAGUCAAUCUUUGGGAAAUUCAGGAAAGCGAAAGAAGCUCUUAACAAUGCAGAUGGAUUGCUCAUGUGAUUCUGUUGCCAUAAAGGAUGUGAAGGCCAACAAUUUUCAAGCUCUUUUUACUCCGAUUAUGUAGAAACUUUUUCAAUUGACAGAAAUUUUUGUGUAGUUUCUAUUUUUAUUUUAAGGUUCCAAGUUUCAGUAGCUUCAAUAAAAAAUUGUAGAGAUCUUAAAGAUAUUC